UUAAUAUAAAUAUAAUAUAAAAACUAAAAUAUCUUAUCAAUAGGUUUCACUUAUUGUUCAAUGCAAUAUAAAUCAUAUCAAAAAGUGGAAUCAAUUCAGUCAGUAAUACAAUGGUUAAGGUGUAAGGAGCUUUACGUCUAAAAUUAUUUGUUUCUUUUUCGCAUGAGUCUCACAGAUUUCCAAAGCCACAUCCGUGAGUCUUUCUUCCAGUAGGGAGCAAUAUCUUCCGGGGGAUGCAUAACGCCCUAAAGCAUCCCAAAAUUUAUCAACAGUGAACUCUACGAUACCGAUCAUCAGAUAGAUCUACAGAUCGUACUUGGAAAUUCAGAAUAUUGGAUUGUUGAAGAGCUUUCCGACAAGACAAUACAUCUCUGGGGUUUAAGUCAUAUAAUUCUUGUUCCGUGUCCUCGGAUGGUUCAGUCUGGGCAUCGCUCGUUCGUCGAAUCGGUAUUGGAUCCCUUCUGUAUUCAGUUUCUGCCUCUAACUCUAAACGUUCAAGGGCCGAUGUGAAGCUCCUUGAUUCCUUGCACUUACCAAAGUUUGCCUGAUAUUAAAAUUUAUUUUUCUUCGUACAAAUGAAGAAUAUUACAAUGUCAACAACUAUGUAAACCUGUACUCCUUGAGAACAGACAUUGCAUCCAAGGGCGCCCGACAGGCAUAUAUCGCUCAUAGUCUUUGACAAGAUAUUUCUCUCAUCCCAUGCCAAAUUCUCAACUACUCAUAAGAAAAAAAUGUGUAAUUAAACCUCCAUGAAACAUAGGGAUAAAUGAAAUAAGAGAAACAAACCACUGGAAUGAUCAGACUCAUCGUUUUUCCAGUCCAUCAGUUUCUUCCACUACGCCAUAUAAAAGAAAGUUAAGAAAUGUCUUUGUAUUUUGUAAAAAUUAACUGACAGAUUCCAUUUCGGCUAUGAAACAACGCUGUAGUAAGGUUGUAAUAAAUGAGCGACUGUCGUGUAAUUGUUCAAGCCUAUCUACAGGAGAAGGAAAACAUAAAACAUGUUUCAUACCGUCUAUAUCAAGUCGUUUAUAUCGUAAGCAAAUAUCAUAAACGCAUUCCUAAGCCACGCUCUUGAUCUUCCUCUAAAAGGAGACCAAUAAUCGCUAUGGUGUAUCCAUUAUUCGAGCUAAGAAAAGAAAAAAAGCAAAGCUAGAUUGUAAAGGACGCGAGAUGACGCUUGGAAAGGUACAGGACAGGUGUUCCCUAACGAGAUGUAUGCGAGAUAGAACCGAUGCCCGCAUGGCUCAACGCGUAUUCAUAAAGUCCUCGGUGGUCACGGCUGGCCGACCGGAGUUCCGGGCCCACUUCCGGACGUGUCCGCACCGGUACGGUUUCUUUUUUAACUCAAGAACGCAUCGUUUCAGUUCUAUCAGCGUACAGUUAGCCGGUGUUACCUCGUGGCAUACACCUUCUCCUUGCUUCUUCGCGCAUAUCGCCACGGGAUCGUACAUGCGUUCCUUUAAAUCGCCCGAAGGAUAAACAGGGAGAGAAGAAUGGAUUUCUCUAGACGGGACGACAGGAGUUGCCGUUCGGAUGACUCUAACGGUGAAGUGUUCAAGAAUGUCCCCAGGAACAGCAGCACCUUUCGCAUUUGGAAGAUUGAGGGUUUACGAGUUACAGCCGUCACAGGAAGUAAUAUGGGAUAUUUCCUCUCGGAGUUGGCGUAUAUCAUCUACGCGGUUUCACCGAAAGACGGUCCACUUCCUUAUCCUGGAAUGCCGGUGAAAGAAUUAAAAUCCACCCCGAUUGUCCGUGUCAUUCACUUCUGGAUCGGAUCCACGUGCGAUUCCACGAUUUCCGGGGCAGCCGCCCUUCGUGCGGCCGAACUAGACUCUCAAGUAUCCGCUACGAUUUUAUCAAGGGAAGCACAAGGCCGCGAAAGUCCAAGAUUCUUGGCAUACUUCCGGCAACGUCUCGUUAUCGAGAAUUUUCAUUUCGAAACACCAUCGUGCACGUUGCACCGAAUAACAGGCGUCGCGGUUCCCGUUCUGACCGAACUGGAAAAGGUUCAUUGGGACCAUUUCAGUUCGCGAGAUGUUAUUCUCGUGGACGUUUUAUCCAAGGGGAUCGUGUUCCUUUGGCUGGGUUCACUGUCAGACCCGUUGCACAAACGACACGCAGUCAGCAUCCUAGAGUCAAGAAAAGGAAACAACAAUGGUCGCAUCGUAAUUGUCGAUGACGGUUACGAGCAAACGCUACCCGAAACAGACAGACACCUGUUCGACAGCAUUUUAGAUCCAUCCACCAGGAUAGUAAAGCCUGAUCGUCCUUACAGGGUCAACGUCCCAAGCCCCGUGAAAUUGUACAGAUGCAGCGAGCAGUCUGGUAAAUACAAAGUCGCGGAAUUAAAAUCUGGACCGAUUCUCCGCACGGAUCUCACCUCCGAGUCCGUGUAUCUGAUCGACCGCGGUGAGGCCGGUGUCUGGGCAUGGGUCGGGCGCGAUGCGAAUGCUCGAGAAAAGUUGGAAGCCAUCCGCAAUGCACGUGGAUUCGUUAAGAAGAAGAAUUAUAGCAACGGUGUGUCCGUUGAGAGAGCGGUCGAGACCCAGGAACCCGUAGAGAUGAAGGCGUUGGUCAGGGGAUGGGAAACAACGAAAACCAGACCGCUUACUUUACCUGUGAACUUCGAGCCUGAUUACAUGAACGAAAGGCCUAAAAUGGCAGCUGAAUGCCAACUGGUUGACGACGGAUCAGGUGAAAGAACACUCUGGAGAGUGAGCCGUAAAGAGGGAAUGGUUCAGCUGGAGGAUAAAGGAAUAUAUUAUGCGGAAGCCUGUUAUGUAAUGUGUUACAAGUACGGUCAAGGUCGCAGGAGUAAAACCAUCGUGUACUGUUGGGAAGGUGUUCAUUCUAUGAACGCGGAUAGAGAGGCCGCUUUGGAGACAGCUUGUCGUUUAGCGGAAGACACCUCUGGACAAUUGGUAAAAGCAUGCCAGGGUAGAGAACCACAUCAUCUACUGCAAAUUUAUGAUGGGAAAUUGAAGAUAUUAGCUGGAGAACAUCGUGAUUCUCCGCCUGAGAAGUAUCUCGUUAAAGUUUUCGGAUCAACUCCUUACACUUCUAAAGCUGUCGAAAGACCUCUCAGAGCCAGCAGCCUUGAUUCCAGUGGAGUUUUUAUUCUGUUUUGUAACACGCCUGUAGUCUGGUGCGGUGGUAAAAGUACCGGAGAUGCUAGACAAGCAUCCAGACGACUUGCACCCAGAAAUGCAAUUCUGAUGAUUGAGAAUAACGAGGAUGAUGAGUUCUGGGCGGAAAUCGGAGGCAAAGGCACUUAUAUCACAGAAACGGUUGAUGAUGGAGAAGAGUUUGAGAAACACCUGUACCAGUGUUUAACAGAAUGCGAAACGUUCGUUGGUGAAGAAAUUCUUGGAUACAGUCAGAAUAAUCUUCUUCCAGAAGCUAUUUGGUUGCUGGAUGCUGGUAACGUGAUAUGGAUUUGGAUUGGAAAGUUUUCCGCUCCUAAAUCGUUGAAAGAUUGUAUACAAGAAGGAAUUACAUUUCUGUACAAUCAUCCAGCUGGUCGAGAUCGAAAUACAACAAUCUCUGUGAUUAAACAAGGAAUAGAACCUUCAACGUUUAUAGGACUUUUCGAUAAUUGGAACUAUAAUUUACUUAGAGAAUACAAAUCGUUCGAAACGUUUUGCACGCUCUUACAAGACAAGGAAUCAGUGCCUAAGAUACAAACGUUAUCAAAAUCAUCGAGCGACUUCGACAGUUAUGUAAAAUAUCCUCUUUCUGUUUUGAAAAAUGAUCCGGAAAAGUUACCGCCCGGUGUCGAUGUUGUUCGUAAAGAAAUGCAUCUUACUUUUGAUAACUUCAUUGCAAUUUUUAAGAUGCAACCUGACGAGUUUGUAAAACUUCCUGGUUGGAAAAGGCAAAGGCUCAAGCAAUCAGCUGGGCUUUUUUAACAUUUAUUCGUAGA
Messenger RNA from Osmia bicornis bicornis, 3922 nucleotides. RefSeq names its product villin-like protein quail (gene qua). Gene Ontology annotation, molecular function: phosphatidylinositol-4,5-bisphosphate binding; actin filament binding. The transcript has 11 exons. Gene Ontology annotation, biological process: barbed-end actin filament capping; actin polymerization or depolymerization; cytoskeleton organization. NCBI's taxonomy places the organism in Eukaryota, Metazoa, Arthropoda, Insecta, Hymenoptera, Megachilidae. Gene Ontology annotation, cellular component: actin cytoskeleton; cytoplasm. The record is from RefSeq and is a predicted model, not a curated record. The coding region runs from base 1494 to 3908 and encodes 804 amino acids.